AUGUCGAAAUCAAAUGACUGUAUGUCAGAUAGAAAUUCAGCAAUAGAAGAUCAAAAGCAUAAUUCGCAAGAAAAAUAUUACGUACCAUUGUGCACGUCUGAUGGAAGAUAUCAUCGAGUUCAAUGCUAUUCCGGUUAUUGCUGGUGUGUACUUCAAGAUACGGGUAAACCGAUACCAGGAACAUCUUCGCAGAAUCGCACGCCAAAUUGCAAUCCAGUCCCGACUCCCAGCAGACCUAUAAAAGGAUGUCCAGAGUUAAAAAAACAACUAUUCCUUCGGGAUCUAAUGAAUCUUAUGCAAGAACAAAUGACAGCAUCCACUGAUUCUGACGAAACCACCACGAAGUGGCAAGCUUCUAAGGAAGAAAGGAUAGCUACAUGGCAUUUUGUGAUGCUUGAUAAGAAUAAAAAUAAGGUUUUAGAAAAAAAAGAAUGGAAAACUUUCCGCACAAUGGUAGCAAAUAAUAGACAGCUUCGGAGAUGCGGCAAAAAAUUACCGAGAUACUGUGACAUCAACAAUGAUAGAAGAAUCAGUAUGACAGAAUGGCUCAGUUGUCUUAAUGCUCAACAUCCAAUAACAGUUUAUAAGUGGUUUCACAAUUUUCGGAGUGGCCGUAUGAGCACAAGUGACGCUGAACAUUCUGGACGCCCUGUUGAGGCCACUAUUCCAAAAAUCAUUGAUAAAAUCCAUGAUAUGGUGAUGGAUGACAGAAGAGUGAAGGUGCGUAAGAUUACUAGUGCUGUGAGCAUCUUGAGUAAAUGGUGCAAGAAACCGAGCUACAAGAAAAACGUCCACGAUUCCCUAGUGGGCCAACUAGACGAGGUUUCGACAUACUUGACAAAUACUAUAAUAGAUGUAUUCCGAACAAAUACUUGA
Molecule: messenger RNA, 876 nt
Organism: Nylanderia fulva
Lineage: Eukaryota; Metazoa; Arthropoda; Insecta; Hymenoptera; Formicidae
Source: RefSeq, a predicted model, not a curated record